AUUCAGCGAUACUGCAACACUGAUACUGAACAGUUCUCAAUUGGACACAAACCAAGGUGUAACGAAAAUGCAGGGUCACUUCUCUGUGUUCAUCAUAUUUUUAGUAGUCGCACUCUCUAUUCUUCACUCAAGUGAGGCAUUGAGAUGUCACUAUCAACAUUGUAAUGCUUGGACGAAGAGUUGUACAGAGGAACCUCCAGUCAAAGAGGUAGAAUGUCUUCCAAGCCAAACGAUGUGUGUCAAAUAUACACUCAAAUCGUAUACCGGUAUAGGACGUGGGUGCUAUUGGUCCGGCUUCUGUGAAAGUAUUAAAAUUAUAGGGUACGAAACUUGUAAUGAAUGCGACUCAAAUUUGUGUAAUGCUUCCGCUCAGAAUGCAGUAUCAAUCAUCGCAAUGAUAACCUCAGGAUUGAUUACGUUGUUGUGGACAAUAAAAUAUGGUCAAUAAUUCUUAUAGAUUAUUUAAUUUUGUAACUUCUUAUAUCAUAAUUUGUUAACAUUGCUAUUAAAACAUGUGUAUUUCUGUUUUCAUAACCAGUAAAGUUUUUUUAGCUGAAUCUUACUUUAAUCUGUAUAAAUUAUUACAUUGGAUGUACAAAAAAUUGAGAAAAUUUUAUUAAAUAUAUUAUUUAAUAUAA
Messenger RNA from Wasmannia auropunctata (little fire ant), 638 nucleotides. RefSeq lists its product as uncharacterized. The record is from RefSeq and is a predicted model, not a curated record. The coding region runs from base 68 to 448 and encodes 126 amino acids. The transcript is spliced from 3 exons. Lineage: Eukaryota; Metazoa; Arthropoda; Insecta; Hymenoptera; Formicidae.